AUGAACCCACAUGACCGUCUGAGUAACCUGUACCUGGCGAACUUCAUUGAUCAUGGGUCCAACUACUGCCGUGUUUUUCUAACCAAGUCUAAGGGCGUUGCUGCGCUCAAGUUUAAGCAUUUCUCGUAUAAUUCGAAUGUGAGUUUAAAUUGCAAGAUCCAUGUGCUGCGCAUGAAUGGAGGCGGGGAGUACAAGAAUCUGGACGUGUUUUGCAAGGAAACUGGGGUCUCUCGUCAAGUCAGAGAAGCCAGAAAAUAA
This is a messenger RNA of Peronospora matthiolae, 258 nucleotides long. Lineage: Eukaryota; Oomycota; Peronosporomycetes; Peronosporales; Peronosporaceae. The record is from the annotation of a GenBank genome assembly.